This is a messenger RNA of Paramecium primaurelia, 924 nucleotides long. NCBI's taxonomy places the organism in Eukaryota, Ciliophora, Oligohymenophorea, Peniculida, Parameciidae. The record is from the annotation of a GenBank genome assembly.
AUGAUCCUAAUCUUAGUAAUCAAUGUCAUCAACAUUUAUUCUUAUAACAUUUCAGAGCAUGAAAUUUCUUUGUACCCAACUGUAGGAGAAUUUUAUGAAUACUAUAUGGAGAGUAUUAUAUCAUCUUAAUUAAUGUGCAAAAUGCAUCCUUAAAUUCCAAAUGUGAAAGUAAUCAAUUAAUGUGAAGAAAUAUACCGAACAAAAGGGAAUUGUAAGUCAUUAAGAUUAUUAUUAUAGAAUUUAUUUCAAUAUCGUCAAAUAAUACACAUUUUGGUACAUUAUCUAAUAAUAAUGAAGUAAUUAUAUAUGAAUGGAAGAAUUAAAUGAUUCAAUAAGUUGGCUUAUCUGUAUCUAUUGAUCCUUUGUAUAAUUGUUUUAAUAUCGAUUUGUUUUAAAAUUAGACAAUUUUGGUAGAUUGCUAUUACAACAAUGAAUUAUUAUUAAUUCAAAUAAUAGAUUAAUAAUCAAAACCUGCUAAAUAAAUAUCAUCAAAUUUACCUAAUUCAACUAAAAUAUAAUCAAUUGUUAAUGGAACAAAUACAUUUAUUGUAUAUGCCUAAUAUUUUUAGAAUUAUUCAAUACUUACACUAUUUUCAUCAUCAUUUUAAAAUUUUAGUAGCUUAAAUAACUAAUUUGUGGAUUUUGAUAUACCAAUUACAAUAAGUCCAAAUAUUUAUGUAAUUACUUCCAAAGAAUUAUUUUAGUAUUCUAUAUCCCCAGAUUCUUAAUUUAAUUUUAUGUUUAAUUUUAACUAAGAUGGUAUGACUAAUUGUAAAAUUAUUAAUGCUUUUUAUAAUUUAUGGAGUAAUUCCUAAUGUGAUUAAAUAUAUUUAUUAUGCCAAAAAGAGUCCAAUAAGUAAUUAGAAUUUACAGUGUUUGAAGUAUUGGGAUGUGAAAGUUAAAUAAUCUACUAAAAUUAUGAUU